AAGUGACGUCACGCCGGCCGGGUGAGCGGCGGCGCGCGCAGCGGCUUCACUGGCUUCACUUCUGCGCGUGGGCGAUCGCGGUGCUGAGACGUGUGCGGCCUCCUGGGCGACCCGGCGUCGAACCCCGUGGUUGUAGCUGCGAGGCAGGGUCUCCGCCCGGCGCCAAAAUGGCGGCCCCCGGCUGGCGUGUCCGUCGCCGGCUCCGGAGCUGUGUUGUGGGCCGAGCCGUAAGCAGCCAGGCCCUGCCGGAAGGAUCGCUGAGGUAGAUGGAAUUACAUAACUGAAGAAUAGUUGAUGAACUUUCAUGUGGAUUACUGUUAUUUCUUUGUGGUGUAAUACAUCUUGAGAACAUCUCUGCUGGGAACUUGCUUUCUGUAUUAUCUUUCAGUCCUGGGAUAUAGUCUGAAAAUCCUGAAGGCAGGACCAGGACCUAUAUAUGGAAUUAAUUUUCUUCAAAAUGCCCAACUCUAAUGCCAAAUCUCAUCGUGGCCACCCAGGUGGUCAGGAAGCUGGCAGACGUGAGCUGGUUUCCAGAUCUUUACAGAGUGCUCAGCAUUGUCUGGAAAAUCAGGAUUUUGGAACUGCAUAUGCCCACUAUCUCCUGGUACUAAACCUAGCAUCUGAGCUAAAAAAUGAUGUCAGGGAAACUUUCCAGUUUACCCUCUUCAAAUGGGCUGAAGAGCUAGCUUCUCUUGCACGGAUUCAAGAUUUAUUUAACUGCUAUGAGCAGGCCCUGGAACUGUUUCCUAAUGAUGAAAUAAUAUGUAAUAGUAUGGGGGAACAUCUCUUCAGAAUGGGCUUUAGAGAUGAAGCAGCUGGAUAUUUCCACAAAGCACUGAAGCUAAACCCUGACUUUGCUGAUGCAAAGGAGAAUUUUUACCGUGUUGCAAACUGGCUGGUAGAACGUUGGCACUUUAUCAUGCUUAAUGACACCAACAGGAAUCUGAUUUACCAGAAAGCAAUUCAGAAGGUGGUCCACUCUGGUUGCAGAACUGUUCUAGAUAUUGGAGCAGGAACAGGAAUACUGAGUAUGUUUGCCAAGAAGGCUGGAGCACCUUGUGUCUAUGCCUGUGAGUUGUCGAAGACCAUGUAUGAACUUGCUUGUGAUGUGGUAGCAGCAAAUAAUAUGGAAGGAGAAAUCAAACUUCUCCAUAUGAAGUCUCUUGAUAUAGAAAUUCCAAAGCACAUACCUGAAAGGGUUUCCCUGGUUGUCACAGAAACGGUAGAUGCAGGUUUGUUUGGAGAAGGGAUUGUGGAGAGUUUGAUACAUGCUUGGGAGCAUUUGCUUUUACAACCAAAGCCUAAAAAUCAAGACAUUGGUACAGAAGACUAUGGUCAAGUUAUUCCUGCAGGUGCUAUUGUAUUUGGGAUGGCAGUGGAAUGCAAAGAGAUACGCAGACAUCACAGGGUGGGAGUACAAGAAGUUGCCUGUGUGCAUUUGGCAGAAACAGUGGAGUUCUGUAGUCCAACACGUGCUUCUGUGAACUCAGAGGAAACUAUUGAACCUUACACCACAGAAAAACUCAGUAGAGUUCCUGGGGGUUAUAUGCCACUGACAGAACCCUUUCAGGCCAUGACAGUGGAUUUCAACAAUCUGGAGGAACUGAAAAGCCUGGCAACCAGGAAGCCUUGCAAGUUCAGCGUACCUGUCACUCAAGGAGGUAUACUGGAUGCUAUUGUGGUCUGGUUUGUACUACAACUUGAUGAUGAGCACAGUCUAUCUACAAGUCCCAGUGAGGAAACUUGCUGGGAACAAGCAGUCUACCCUGUGCAGGGCCUUCCUGAUUAUUCUGUGAAACCUGGAGACACUGUGAUGAUGGAAGUAUGCUGCCAAGAUUGCUACUUAAGGAUCCAGAAGAUUUCUGUUUUAACUUCAGAGUAUGGGAUGGACAUUGAAAGGGAGAACACACUGGCUUUGGGCAAUGAGGCUGAACUAUGUAGUGCUCUGGCUAGUCUUCAAACUACUAGCACACAGGAUGGCAUGGGGCAGGAGUGCAUGCUGGAAUCCACUGAAAUUGCACUUCUGAACAAUGUGCCAUACCAUGAAUGCUUUAAUGCUGCCAUUGGCAAAGUGUUGUCAUCCUUGAUCCCAACGAGAGAAUCUCUGUCAAUGGAUGUUGAUGGUCACGAUAGAGAGAUGAACUUUGAAAAGAGUCAAAACAAGAACUCCUCAUAUACAACUCAUGACCCUUUGUAUGUAUUAGAUGUGUCCGAGGGCUUUUCGAUUCUGCCAAUAAUUGCUGGCAAACUUGGACCAGUUAAAGCUUACAGUUCUGUUGAAAAAGAGCAGCAUCAAAUAGCCCUUAACAUAAUUUCAGAAGCCAACCAUUUCCCUAAAGAAACAUUAGAGUUUUGGCUCAGCCACUUGGAGGAUGAGAGUGUGGUGUUACAGAGACCCAAAUCAGACAAACUGUGGAGUAUUAUAAUUCUGGAUGUCAUAGAGACUUCAGGUUUAAUCCAGCAGGAGGUGAUGGAAAAGGCAGCAAUAUCCAGGUGUUUGCUUCACUCUGGAGGAAAGAUAUUCCCACAAUACGUGGUGAUGUAUGGGAUGCUCGUAGAAUCACAAUCUUUAGUACUUGAAAGUGCAGUUCAAGGGACUGAACCCACUCUUGGGUUUAAUAUAGCACCUUUUAUCAACCAGUUCAAGGUGCCUGUUUGUGUAUUUUUGGAUCUUGCCACAUUACCAUGUGUGCCCUUAAGCAAGCCAGCAGAGCUGCUAAGACUAGAUCUCAUGAAUCCCUAUUUGAACAGCUCCAAUAGAGAAGUAAAGGUGCAAGUUUGUAAGUCUGGCCAAGUCACUGCCAUUCCAUUUUGGUAUCAUAUACAUCUAGAUGAAGAUAUUUAUUUGGAUACGUCAAGUGAUUCCUCCCACUGGAAACAAGCUGCAGUUGUUCUUGACAAACCGAUCCAAGUUCAGCUUGGAGAUGAACUUGUGCUCAACGUUCAGCACUAUAAAAGCAAUGUCAGCAUCACAGUAAAGCAGUGAAGAGUAGUCACUUGGAAACUGAUUGAUAUGUUCAAAUCAAAGAAAAUUAUCUAUGCACAUUAGCAGAAUGGCUCAGCAUUUAAGGUGUUUAAUAGAAGAGCAUAAAAUCUAGGUUUUAUGUUUUGGCCCAAGAGGGUUUUUUUAAAUUGAUUUAAUUAAAAAAAAAAAAAAAAAAGAGGACCUACUGAUGAACUACAAGCCAUUAUGCAACGACAUUUUGAACUGUUAUAGUGAAGUUAUGUCUUCCUCAGCAGCAGGAAGCUUCAUUGUUAACUGAAUUGAUUAUUUCUCCAAUUUUCCUUUGUACAAGCUGCAAAGGAAGCUGUAAUUUUUGUUGCAGAGAUGCUCACAAUUUUUUGUUUUUGUGUAAGGUGCUCAGAUACCUUAGCAGUAAGCACUGUAUAAAUAUCUACAUACAUAGAAUGCAAUAUUGUGACACAAUUAGAUCCUCCCCUCAAUCCCACACCUAGUUUGUGGCAACUAUUUUAAGUUGCAUAAAGCUGUAUUAAGGAGGCAGUUUUAAAAUAAACUCGUGAAUGCCCUA
This is a messenger RNA of Caretta caretta (loggerhead turtle), 3530 nucleotides long. It is a transcript of the gene PRMT9, whose product is annotated as protein arginine methyltransferase 9. The record is from RefSeq and is a predicted model, not a curated record. Gene Ontology annotation, cellular component: nucleus. Gene Ontology annotation, biological process: peptidyl-arginine methylation, to asymmetrical-dimethyl arginine; chromatin remodeling. Lineage: Eukaryota; Metazoa; Chordata; Testudines; Cheloniidae. Gene Ontology annotation, molecular function: histone methyltransferase activity; protein binding; protein-arginine N-methyltransferase activity.